This is a messenger RNA of Momordica charantia (bitter melon), 2366 nucleotides long. RefSeq names its product Tetratricopeptide repeat (TPR)-like superfamily protein. The record is from RefSeq and is a predicted model, not a curated record. Gene Ontology annotation, molecular function: protein binding. Lineage: Eukaryota; Viridiplantae; Streptophyta; Magnoliopsida; Cucurbitales; Cucurbitaceae.
CAGUGUGAAUAUAAAGAUCCCACCUUGGCGGAUGGAGCGCGCCAGCAUCUCUUGUUCAACCUUAACUUGGUAGUUCUGUAACUUGUAUUACGUGAGGAUUCAUUCAAAUUUUCUUUGCCCUAUCCGAAUUUUCUGGCGAACUAAUUUGCAAAACUUCUACCAUGGAUCGGAGGUGGCAGGAUUUCUACUUCAUACUCACUAUUCCAAUCGGUUAGUGGAUUUUCAACUCCCAUGUUUUUCGCUUUCCUUCGAUUUGCGUCUGAACUGGGUGACAAAGCAAUCUAACAACGAGUUUCUUGAAUUUAUUACCACCUUAAUUGUUGUUAAUUCAAUCGCAAUCCAUAAACUUGUGCGAAAAUCAUGAGGUUCGUGCCCUUUCGUAGAUUUUCCACUCUGCUGGGCUCUGUACCCAGAAAUUCUGCAUCUGCGAACCCUAAAAUGGAUGUCAAUUUAGGGAAAAAGAAUUGGAAUCCAACCCCAAUACCUCACCGAUCAAUUCCCGAACCCAGAGGACAAGACCUUGAUGUUGUUAACGUGGUACAUAGCCAUCUGAUCCAUUCGGAUUGGACUAAACUUGAUUGUUUGUCAUUGGGUCUGACGGCGUUCAGAGUCAAACACAUUCUACUAAAGAUUCAGAAGGACUAUGUAAUUUCGCUCGAGUUCUUCAAUUGGGUUGCAACUCAGAAUCCUUCUUCCCAUACCCUUGAAACCCAUUGCAUAAUUCUCCAUAUACUUGCUAAACAUAGAAAGUUUAAGUCUGCAGAAUCAAUUCUGAGGAGUAUGAUAGAAUCGUGCUCUAUUGAGUUUCCUUCUAAGCUGUUUGAAUCCUUACUGUACUCCUACCGAGUAUGUGAUUCUUCCCCACAUGUUUUUGAUCUGCUUUUCAAGACUUUUGCUCAUUUGAAGAAGUUCAGAAAUGCCUCUGAUACAUUUUGUAAGAUGAAGGAUUAUGGAUUUUUACCCACUGUGGAAUCAUGUAAUGCAUUUCUGAGUUCCUUGCUUAAUUUUAACAGAGGCGAUAUUGCUUUGGCGUUUUAUAGGGAAAUGCGGCGCAGUAGGAUUUCCCCAAAUUCUUAUACUCUCAACUUGGUAAUUUGUGCUUCCUGUAAAUUGGGAAGAUUAGACAAGGCUACCAAGGUGUUUGAGGAAAUGCGAAUCAUGGGUUUUUCUCCAAAUGUUGCAUCUUAUAAUACACUCGUUGCAGGCUAUUGUAAUAAAGGUCUUCUAAGCUCAGCCAUGAAGCUUAGAACUGCAAUGGAGAAAAAUGGGGUUCCUCCAGAUGUUGUUACUUUUAACACUCUAAUCAAUGGGUUUUGUAAGGAUGGGAAGCUUCAAGAAGCAAGUAAAUUAUUCGGAGAGAUGAAAGUGAUGAGUUUAUCUCCUACUACUGUCACCUACAAUACUUUGAUAAAUGGCUACAGCAAAGUGGGCAACAGUGACAUGGGCAAUCAGCUUUUUGAAGAGAUGUUGAGGUUCAAAGUGAAACCCGAUAUCCUUACUUACAAUGCCCUGAUCUUGGGACUAUGCAAAGAGGGAAAGACAAAGAAAGCAGCGUUUCUGGUUAGAGAGCUUGAUAAGAUGAAUCUAGUUCCCAAUGCUUCAACCUUUUCUGCUCUAAUUUAUGGGCAAUGUGCAAGGAAGAAUUCAGAGCGUGCGUUCCAAAUAUAUAAAAGCAUGAUAAAGAGCGGUUUUAGUCCUUGUGAUCAGACGUAUGGGAUGUUACUAUCCACAUUCUGUGAGAACGAGGACUAUGAUGGAGCAGUCCAAUUAUUGAAGGAAAUGUUGAAGAGGCACAAGGCCCCGGAUCUCGAUAUCUUAUCCGUGGUCUGCACUGGACUCGGCCGGUGUGGGAAACUCCAAACAGGUAUAAUGUUAUGCAGUGAGUUGGAAGCUCAACAUCUCUUGCCAGAAGGUUUUGACGACAAAUUCAAAACUUCAGAAGCAUUUGGAGAGCCAACUGUUUUAUGAUGUUGAAGUUUAUGAUUUUGAUAAGAGUUAUCAACGUGGGAUUUGGAAAACUCAUUCUGGUUUCAUAUUUUCACCAGAGAUUGUUCUGCCGAACACAGCGAUGUGUCCAACUUGGAGAUAAUGGCGAAACACAAAGAUGAACUAACAUGCAAAGAUCAGCUCCAAAAAGCAAGCCUUGAUGCCGUGCCACCAUUGACUACAAACAAACCAUAGAUUUGUAUUUACUUUCUUUAUCUGUUGAUUUGCAAAUUUCAGUCAACAGCUCUGUAUCAAAUUAUUAAAUGAAGGAAUUAUGAAUCUCUCAUGGGCUCUCUCUCUCUCUGGAUUGGUGCGUGAGAUUGGAGGAGUUGUUUGUGAGGCUACUGAGCAUCUAAAAACCUUCACCUUUCCAAUCUGCA